UUUGUAAGGCGGAAGUACCGUAAGAACUAACUGAACAAACCUUUGUGGGGAAAAAACAUUGAAGAUUCAAGAUGACAAUGAAAGAUUCCGAAGUGGCGAGGAAGAUGGAGGAAAUGACGGACACAAUGAUCAUUUCGCUCAUGGAACGACUUAAAAAAACUGACAUCAAAAGCGACCUCGGAGAAGAUUCUUCUACCUCAAGCUCGUCGCCACAAGACCAAAUGAAUGAAGUGCUGGCUUUUUAUGACGAUUCCAUCGAGCAGCUAUGGAAAAUCGCUGACAACAUCUGCAAAACUUCAACAGCUGAAGAGGAGCACGCAGGUACAAUUUUUAUGGGAAGUUCUGGUGAUGGAACUUAUUUGCCCGAGAUUUCAGACACAUAUGAUACGUAUGUCAUGGAGGAAGACUCACAGUUUGAAAUGCAGGAAGAUCUAGAAGCGAUUGACUCGGAGAAUGCUAAUGAGAUGGGAAACUCUAAAAAUCUUCUCAAGGUAUUGCCUACGGAAAAGUCUGGAUUUUUCCUCAUCACUUGGACCGAGUACGGCCUACAGUUAAAAGCAAAACACGAAGCAAAACAAAACCCAGCACAGGCCGAGGCCCGUGUCGCAAAGGAAAGAAAAGAAAUUGCCAUCUUUGAAAGAUUGCUCGAAUAUACAGACGAAAUUCAACACGAAGGAAAGACGUUACCUGUGAUUUCUCCAUUCAAGAUUCGACAGGGAUAUCUUAGUAAUCCUCCCACAAGUAUUCAAGGCUAUCCGGUAUGGUUUCGCAUGUUAGACCAGAACUCUCCCGCCAUUACUUUACUGACAGAGGAAUUCAAACAAAAUGAUGAAUCGAUCAGAAAGGUUCAAGUCACCGACCUCGUUCUUGGCAUUCGCACGACCAUGCCUUGUCUAGACCACAAAUGGAUGGAAGAAAAGGAAAGCUCAAGCAAAUGGCUGACGAAAGACCUGUUGUCCAAGCUGCAAGAAAGCAAAAGUUUCGUGGUAACAAAGUCUUGGGAGAGCGAGCAAGAAAACUUGUUUAUUUGGAGAAUCUCCUAUUCUGUAGUCGAACGACAGUGCAUAAAAUUUCUUCCUCGGGAACCAAAGAUUUGCCUGAUCAUCAUGAAGGCAAUUCGCAGGAAAUUCUUAAGCGAACCUAAAGGCUUGGUCACAUACCAUCUCAAGACCGUUCUAUUUUACCAUCUUGAUAAAGUUGGAAGCGACUGGGAGGCAACAGAUAGAGCUCGAAAUAUCCUUGUCUUGCUCGACGCCUUAGCAGGAGCUCUAAAGAACAGGUCAUUGCCUUUGUUCUUUGAACCUGGUAUUAACACUCUUGGAGGAAUGGACGAGAAAACUGCAGCAAAACUAGAGAUGAAAACUCGAGAAAUAUUGGGCUCUCCUCGUGUACUGAUGUCUGGGAUACUGUUUCAGAGCAUGGAUGAAUCACACAGGAAGGAACACUUCCAAAAGGGUAAGGAGGAAGUCGUCGUCUGGUUUGACGAGAAGCCACCAGAGCCAAAGCUAUUCAGUGAUGAGGAUUUGAAAGACUAACCCUAAGAUAUUAAUGUAUUAUUGACAUAGCCUUCGUCAACCCCUUAUCAACCCUCCACCUUGCCGGCCCCUACUUACUGAGAGGAGAGGGGUAAGUAGGGACUGCAAACAGGCUAAUAUGGACAUUUUGGCCAAAUAUAUAAUCUCUCGUGAAUAACACUUCGCCUAAUUCAUUAAAGCCGUGGCUCAUUAUGUAUACUAAUUUAAUAAUAAUAAUUGAUUUUAAUCGGUCCUUGAUUUAGACUAAUCUGUGCAUCGCAUGUUAGGACAGUUUAAUUCUUAAAAAGCGCAUUAACAAACAAAAGUCUCUAUGUUCUAUGUUCAAAGAUAAACACCAUAAAAAGACAAUAAAAGAUUUCUGAAUACAAUAAUUAAAUAGACUAUGCAAAAUAUGAAAAAUUAAAAAACAUAUCUUUAAAUUCAAAAACAAGGUUAAAGAAACCUACAGAUGUAGACUCGGGCAAACUGCUCCAAAGUUUAGGACCACUAUAUAAAAAGCUCUGCCAGUCACCAUAAAUAACUUAGGUAAAGUAAGAAGGGUUUUGUUUGAAGAUCUAUAGAGCCUAGACUGAAUAUCACAAAAUAGAAUUAAUCAAUAGAAAACGAAAGCACGAUACACGAUGGCAUAAAACUACAAUAUUCGUAUUCUGAGAUAGCUAUAAAAAGUCAUUAUGGCGGCCAUAAACGUAACGCAAAAUCAUUGACAUUAUUCAUAGUCUUUUUUGGAGAGCAUAUCUAACGGAUGGAAGCUCAUGACUGAUGAUUCAUAUCUGAUAAUUAAUAAAUCUUAAUUAAAAUUGAAUUAUUGGUAGACAAGAAAUAUGCUCUUCUUUUGUCUUCUAGAUCAGAAUUUCAUAAUAAAAGUAGUCAAACAUUUCAACAUUUCGAUUGAAAUAAUAGCCAAUUUUUCGAUGAAAUUCACAGUAAACAUAAUUCUAUUACAGCUUAUGACUUACCUCGAGAAAGAGUUGUGCUCUAUAGCUUAAAAUAAAUCUUUUUAUCCCUU
This is a messenger RNA of Actinia tenebrosa (Australian red waratah sea anemone), 2541 nucleotides long. RefSeq lists its product as uncharacterized. NCBI's taxonomy places the organism in Eukaryota, Metazoa, Cnidaria, Anthozoa, Actiniaria, Actiniidae. The record is from RefSeq and is a predicted model, not a curated record.